AUGGAGAUAGGUUCUACAAGCCUGUUCAGCUACAAAAAUGCCUUAAAUAACUUUGAUGGUUCGGGCAUUUGGCCGAACCCGAACCCCGAACCGGAGUUCAGUUCGGUUCAGUUCGGGUUCGAACCGAUUUCCGAACCGAACCCUGAGAGCACUAUCCGGGAGCGAGGGACAAGACUGUCAGCUCUUUGUCAGUUCCUCAAGCAACAUGUGAAAGAUUACAACUCGCCGGACGCCAGAGGACAUCAAGAGCGAUGGAUUAUCAAAUUGACCGUAGCAGCGAAGGCGACAGGAGCAAAGAUCCCGGAUUCUGAAGACCAUGCACCAGAGAUAGAGGACACCACACAAACUCCAGCCAAAUGCAUUCGCGCCUCGCCUUCCCAUGUCAUUGACUUGAGCAAGGACUCGGAUGACGAUUCCGGCACUAUAGCAUCCACUGUGCCUCGGGUAUCCGUUGCAAAGCCAAAACCUGCCCCAGCCAAGCUUCGACAAAAAACUCUCUUCGAAAUGGGCGCACAAAAACUGGAUCAGAAAGAAGCGAAGAACCACUGGGACCGGGAGCGGGGGGGAGCAAAGGAGAGGAUGGCCCGUGCGGCGCAGGACAAGAAGGAAUUGGUGGAGAGGAAGCGGAAGAAGAUUCAGGAGCAGACUCGAGAGAGGGUCCAAAAGCAUCGCGCACAUAAGAAGUCAGGCUCCAAGAGCACGGCAAAGAGGGUGAAGGUUGCAACACUGUAUGCAGUGAGCAGUGGGACGUCGAUAUCAGAUACGGCGGAGCUUUUGCGACCUGGGAUGACGAAGUGGAUGAAGAGGAACGGGACAAAGAAUGGGGUGAUACGCACCAAGCACCGUCGUGUGAAUUGGUACCAUCCGUUGCUGUGGUGUGGGAUUGACGAGAUGGCCCCACGUGUUGGAUGGUCUCCCACCAUGCUUGUCAACGUCCUUCAGAGGCAGAAUCCAGCACUGUACAAACACUUGCAUAAAGGCACUGUGCAGAAGUGGAUGAAGCGCAAGUCACCAAAUGGAGGAUGGAGCCAGAAAACGCUGGAUAACGUGGCACGACGGCAUGUUCUUGGUGGCACGGGGCGCGUUGGAAUACUGAGCCUGUUCCCGGAGGUGGUCGCUGAGAUCAAGAAGGCCCUGGAAGACCUUCGAGGCUCUGGCAUUGCCGUUGGUCGGAUGCUCACGCGGUCAAUCAUCUUGGCGAUCAUCAAAACAAGACAGUCACAUUUACUCGAGAACUUCAAAUGCAGCGAAAGCUAUGUGAGCGGUUUCCUGCAGAGCGUGAUGAAUUGGAGUUUGCGCACUGGCACCCAUGCCGCUGCGCACUUGCCUGAGAACUGGGAGCUCGCUGGCGUCAAAACAUUCUUUCGCAUCGUCCAUCUCAUCAAUUACUACGACAUUCCUCCGUCCCUGAUAAUCAACAUGGACCAAACGGGGGUUAUGCUCAUGAUUGCAAACAGCAAGUCUUACGAUGAACGUGGCACGAAGCAGGUGGAUAUUCAGGGAAGGGAUGAGAAGCGGGCUUACACCUUAGUGGUUGCGAGCACACCAAAUGGAGAUCUUCUCCCAUUCCAACAAGUCUGGUCCGGCGCCUCGCCCAAGUCUCUCCCAGCUGCGGACGCACCCGGAAUGGCAGAGGCUCACCUUGGUCAGGCCGCCUACCCUACCCAAAUGGUAGAAACUUUUAGUGAAUAG
This is a messenger RNA of Mycena citricolor, 1692 nucleotides long. The record is from the annotation of a GenBank genome assembly. NCBI's taxonomy places the organism in Eukaryota, Fungi, Basidiomycota, Agaricomycetes, Agaricales, Mycenaceae.